CAGCGGCGCUAGGACCCCUGGGCAGAGCCUCGGGGAAGGGAGUCAGGGGGGAAGUACCUUACAUGGUGCCCCCGCAGUCACCAUCUGAGCCCGCUGCCCAAAAUAGCCCCCGGCGCCCGCUGGCCUGCCUCAUGGCUGGGAGAUGGCUGCUGCCUCCGACCCCGUGGAAUUGGGUGCGCCCUGGGGCCCCGCGCGCCCCGAGCCCCCUCCCACCCGCUUCCACCCGGUACACGGUGCCAACAUCCGCGUGGACCCCUCCGGGACGCGGGCCACACGCGUGGAGAGCUUCGCCCACGGCGUGUGCUUCAGUCGCGAGCCGCUGGCCCCCGGCCAGGUGUUCCUGGUGGAGAUCGAGGAGAAAGAGCUGGGCUGGUGCGGGCACCUGCGCCUCGGCCUGACUGCGCUGGACCCCGCCAGUCUGGCCGCCGUGCCCGAGUUUUCGCUGCCCGACCUGGUCAGCCUCGGCCACACCUGGGUCUUCGCCAUCACGCGCCAUCACAACCGCGUGCCCCGGGAGGGCCGCCCGGAGGCGGAGGCGCUGGCCCCCAGCUGCCCCCCAGCCCUCCUGGUGGAACCGCAUCUGUGCAUUGAGCAGUUUCGCAUUCCCCGCGACCGCCUGGUGGGCCGCAGCCGUCCCGGGCUGUACAGCCACCUCUUGGACCAGCUCUAUGAGCUGAACAUGCUGCCUCCGACUGCACGUCGGAGCCGCCUGGGCGUUCUCUUCUGCCCGCGCCCCGACGGCACGGCUGACAUGCAUAUCGUCAUCAACGGCGAGGACAUGGGCCCCAGCGCCCGGGGGCUGCCAGCCGCCCAGCCCCUCUACGCGGUGGUGGACGUCUUCGCCUCCACCAAGAGCGUGCGCCUGGUCCAGGUGGAGUAUGGCUUGCCGUCCCUGCAGACCCUGUGCCGCCUAGUGAUCCAGAGGAGUGUGGUGCACCGGCUGGCCAUUGACGGGCUCCACCUGCCCAAAGGACUUAAGGAUUUCUGCAAGUAUGAGUGAAGGCCUGCAGCCACCCUGGAGCAGGGCCACGUGAAUGCAUCCUGGCCCCAGAGGUGUGGCUGCCCUGAAGCUGGCCAUACUGAUACCAGCCAGGAUGGAAAUAAACACAGUCGUUGCUGAUGCUGA
Orcinus orca (killer whale) is the source of this 1126-nucleotide messenger RNA. It is a transcript of the gene NEURL2, whose product is annotated as neuralized E3 ubiquitin protein ligase 2. The record is from RefSeq and is a predicted model, not a curated record. The transcript has 2 exons. Gene Ontology annotation, biological process: intracellular signal transduction. Lineage: Eukaryota; Metazoa; Chordata; Mammalia; Artiodactyla; Delphinidae. Gene Ontology annotation, molecular function: ubiquitin protein ligase activity. Bases 143 to 1000 code for a protein of 285 amino acids.